This is a messenger RNA of Mus musculus (house mouse), 10277 nucleotides long. RefSeq names its product guanylate cyclase 2f (gene Gucy2f). The transcript is spliced from 21 exons. The coding region runs from base 522 to 3848 and encodes 1108 amino acids. Lineage: Eukaryota; Metazoa; Chordata; Mammalia; Rodentia; Muridae. The record is from RefSeq and is a predicted model, not a curated record. Gene Ontology annotation, molecular function: identical protein binding; protein kinase activity; guanylate cyclase activity. Gene Ontology annotation, cellular component: rod photoreceptor disc membrane; membrane; plasma membrane. Gene Ontology annotation, biological process: cyclic nucleotide biosynthetic process; cGMP metabolic process; intracellular signal transduction.
AACCCUUCUUUGCAAGGAAAGGAAGUGCAGGUCCUUAAGGGGAGGGGGGUCUAAGAGGGAGAGGAAUUUCAUCUCCUUUGAAUUUUUCAGGUCUUAGCCUGGAUCAUCACUCAUAUCUCAGAGCAGAAUCACCACGGCUGAUGAAUGUUCUGGCAUUUAGAGCGCUCCUGGAGAAAGGGAGCUUUGUAGUUAUUAGGCAGGGGGGUGGGGGGAAUGGAGGAACACACAAGCAAAAAAUCCAAGGCUGCGUGAGCCUCGCUGGUAAGGUAGAAGAAGGCAGUCGUCUGUGGAGGUGGAUUUUGUCAACAGACUGGAGUCCUUGGCAGGAUUAUGACAGCCCAGAAGAUAUGCAGAAAUGAGUGCAUUGGAGUAGCUGUGCCUGAGAUCUGCUUGUGCAGGCUGUCCACUGGAGAUGCUUGAAUGGUGAUUUACAUGGAACUCGGAAACACCACUGUCCGUCUUCAGAGUGCAGAGUAAUUCUCCAGUAUUUCAUCACUAGUUUGCUGGAAGGCAGCGAGGCUAUGUUCCUCGGACCCUGGCCUUUUUCUCGCCUUCUGUCCUGGUUUGCCAUUUCCAGCAGACUGUCAGGACAGCAUGGCCUCCCUUCCUCCAAGUUCCUGAGAUGUUUGUGCCUCUUGGCCCUUUUGCCUCUCCUUCGGUGGGGGCAAGCACUCCCCUACAAGAUCGGGGUCAUAGGUCCCUGGACAUGUGAUCCGUUCUUUUCCAAGGCCCUGCCUGAGGUUGCUGCUGCUUUAGCAAUUGAGCGAAUCAGCCGGGACAAGACAUUUGACAGGAGUUACUCCUUCGAAUACGUGAUUCUUAACGAAGACUGUCAGACUUCAAAGGCCCUCGCCAGUUUCAUUUCCCACCAGCAGAUGGCCUCAGGAUUUGUUGGGCCUGCCAACCCUGGCUUCUGCGAGGCAGCCUCACUCCUGGGAACCAGCUGGGACAAAGGGAUUUUCUCUUGGGCUUGUGUGAAUCAUGAAUUAGAUAACAAACAUAGCUUCCCAACCUUCUCUCGGACACUCCCUUCUCCGAUACGGGUGCUUGUAACCGUCAUGAAGUAUUUCCAGUGGGCACAUGCUGGGGUCAUUUCCUCAGAUGAAGACAUUUGGAUGCAUACAGCCAAUCGAGUCUCAAGUGCUCUUCGGAGCCAGGGCCUACCUGUAGGGGUCGUCCUGACCUCGGGACGAGACAGCCAGAGCAUUCAGAAAGCUCUCCAGCAGAUUCGCCAGGCAGACAGAAUUCGCAUAAUCAUAAUGUGUAUGCAUUCAGCCUUGAUUGGGGGAGAGACACAAACACACUUCUUGGAAUUGGCUCAUGAUCUGAAAAUGACAGAUGGGACUUACGUCUUUGUCCCCUAUGAUGUACUGCUCUACAGUUUACCUUAUAAGCACAGCCCCUACCAGGUCCUGAGGAACAAUCCAAAGCUCCGGGAAGCCUAUGAUGCUGUGUUGACUAUUACAGUGGAGUCCCAUGAAAAGACCUUCUACGAAGCCUAUGCAGAAGCAGCAGCCCGCGGAGAAAUUCCUGAGAAGCCUGACUCAAACCAAGUUUCACCGUUGUUUGGAACCAUCUACAAUUCAAUUUAUUUUAUCGCACAAGCCAUGAAUAAUGCUAUGAAAAAAAAUGGACGGGCUAGUGCUGCCAGCCUGGUUCAGCAUUCCAGAAACAUGCAGUUCUAUGGAUUCAACCAGUUGAUAAAGACAGACUCAAAUGGAAAUGGGAUUUCUGAAUAUGUAAUCCUGGACACCAAUGGGAAAGAAUGGGAACUUCGUGGCACCUACACUGUGGACAUGGAAACUGAACUGCUAAGGUUCAGAGGGACCCCAAUUCAUUUCCCUGGCGGCAGACCUACUAGUGCAGAUGCAAAAUGCUGGUUUGCAGAAAGGAAGAUCUGCCAAGGAGGUAUUGACCCUGCCUUGGCCAUGAUGGUCUGCUUUGCUUUACUUAUAGCCUUGCUGUCUAUCAAUGGAUUUGCUUACUUUAUAAGGCGACGUAUAAAUAAAAUCCAGUUGAUUAAAGGACCCAACAGAAUCCUACUGACUUUGGAAGAUGUGACAUUUAUUAAUCCCCACUUUGGCAGUAAGAGAGGAAGCCGUGCCAGUGUAAGCUUCCAGAUCAUCUCAGAAGUUCAAAGUGGGAGGUCCCCAAGGCUGUCCUUUUCUUCAGGUAGUCUAACUCCAGCUACAUAUGAGAACUCCAACAUAGCAAUCUAUGAGGGUGACUGGGUAUGGCUGAAAAAGUUCCCUCCUGGAGAUUUUGGAGACAUUAAGUCUAUCAAAUCGAGUGCAAGUGAUGUGUUUGAAAUGAUGAAGGACCUGCGGCAUGAAAAUGUCAACCCUCUAUUGGGUUUCUUCUAUGAUUCGGGGAUGUUUGCCAUCGUGUCAGAAUUUUGUUCUCGAAGGAGCCUAGAAGACAUACUUACAAAUGAUGAUGUGAAACUUGAUUGGAUGUUCAAAUCAUCACUACUGCUUGACCUCAUCAAGGGGAUGAAAUACUUACACCACAGAGAAUUUAUUCACGGGAGGCUAAAGUCUCGGAACUGUGUGGUAGAUGGGCGUUUUGUCCUAAAAGUGACAGAUUAUGGCUUUAAUGACAUUUUAGAAAUGCUGAGACUCUCUGAAGAGGAACCUUCUGAAGAAGAGCUGCUGUGGACGGCCCCUGAACUGUUAAGAGCCCCUGGGGGCAUCAGGUUAGGUUCAUUUGCAGGAGACGUCUAUAGCUUUGCCAUCAUCAUGCAAGAAGUGAUGGUUCGGGGUGCUCCUUUCUGCAUGAUGGAUCUGCCUGCCAAAGAAAUCAUAGACAGACUUAAAAUGCCUCCCCCUGUGUACAGACCCGUGGUUUCUCCUGAGUAUGCCCCUGCAGAAUGUCUCCAGCUGAUGAAGCAGUGCUGGGCUGAGGCGUCAGAACAGCGACCAACUUUUGAUGAAAUAUUUAACCAGUUUAAAACUUUCAACAAAGGGAAAAAGACUAAUAUUAUUGAUUCUAUGCUUCGGAUGUUGGAGCAGUAUUCUAGCAACUUGGAAGAUUUGAUCCGGGAACGGACUGAAGAAUUGGAAAUUGAAAAACAGAAAACGGAAAAGCUUCUAACACAGAUGCUACCACUAUCAGUUGCUGAAUCCCUCAAGAAGGGCUGUACAGUUGAACCUGAGGGAUUUGACUUGGUCACCUUGUACUUCAGUGACAUUGUGGGCUUCACCACCAUCUCAGCCAUGAGUGAGCCCAUUGAAGUUGUGGACCUUCUGAAUGACCUGUACACACUCUUUGAUGCCAUCAUUGGCAGUCAUGAUGUCUAUAAAGUAGAGACCAUUGGAGAUGCCUACAUGGUGGCCUCAGGCCUUCCCAAGAGGAAUGGCAGUAGGCAUGCAGCUGAGAUUGCAAACAUGUCCCUGGAUAUCCUGAGUUCUGUGGGUACCUUUAAGAUGCGACACAUGCCAGAGGUGCCAGUCCGAAUUCGAAUAGGCCUGCACUCGGGGCCUGUUGUUGCUGGAGUGGUGGGCCUCACCAUGCCCAGAUAUUGCUUGUUUGGGGACACUGUGAACACAGCUUCUCGAAUGGAAUCAACAGGGCUACCAUACCGAAUUCAUGUCAGUCUCAGCACAGUAACAAUUCUUCAAACUCUGAGUGAAGGCUAUGAAGUAGAGCUUCGUGGAAGAACAGAGCUCAAGGGCAAAGGCACAGAGGAGACCUUUUGGCUUGUUGGAAAAAAGGGUUUCACCAAACCUCUUCCUGUACCCCCACCAGUGGGCAAAGAUGGGCAAGUGGGCCAUGGCUUGCAACCAGCAGAGAUUGCAGCAUUCCAAAGGAGAAAAGCAGAGAGGCAGUUGGUGCGAAACAAGCCAUAAGAUGGAAAGAAGUCCAGCAUUUGAAUCUCCUCUUGGCAAAGCAACAUUGAAGCUCAUUACAGAAGCUCAUUAAAGAUCAUGAUAUUCUCCUGCCUGAGCAAGAUACUAGUGAAUGAUUAUUCCUCUGAGGUGGCCUAAUCUCCAGGGAAAAGUCAAGCCCAAUCCCAGUGUAUGGAGUCUCCUGGGAAGGAACUUUGCCCAUAGGUUUUGUUCAUUACUAGGCUAUCACCAAAACCAAACCAAACAAAAGCAUAGGGAAAAAAACCCCAAACUAUUGGAAUGCAAACUGAAAUGAAUGUAAACACCCAGGAGAGGGAUAUAACCAACUCUGAGUUUAGUCAUUCCAAAGUAGCGUGGUCAACUUGGAUGAAGAAAAGAGGUCUCUCUUUUCAUAAAAAGUAGGCAGUACUUUGUUUUCCUUGUAAUUUUAUUUGAAUUUUUAGAAAGAUUUUAGUACACAUAACUGAUAACUCAGAUGCCAUGAGAUUAACUGCAGGGAAAGGGACAGCUGACUUCUAGUCUAUGUCUAUAAAGCUAUGACAUUAGGUGACUGGAGAACAGAGACAAUGAAUGGGAGGUAAAGAGCCUAGGUAGCUGUGUUAUCUGAAUAACUGAAGGCUAUGAAGAAAUUUCUUUUCUUACCACUUAUUGUUCAAAAUCUUUCAAAAUUGUUAUCUUUUUUUCUUAUCCAAGUACAGACAAUCUGGACAAUAUAAUUGAAUUGUCCUUGCUAGGUGAGGCUCUUCCUGGGCCUCAGGGACAUACACUGAACAUACCAGAAUAAAUGUAAGAGACACUGUCAGGGUAAAAGACAUAGAAGUCACAGAAGCAAGGGAGCGAUUUCUUUGAAGUCUUAUAUUUCCCCUUCCUUCUGACUGCUCUGCCUCCAACCUCAUAUUCAUUUUCCAAGAGAGAUUCCUUUCAAUAUGUGUUAUGAUUUUACAAUUUUAGUUUUCAAGGUUGUAUUUUCAAGAGGCUAUUGGCAGUGGCUUGCCAUAGUCACACGGACUAAAGCAGUAAGACUUAAGGCAUAGGCAUUUUCAAAAUGGUUAAGCAAGCUUUUCUUCCCUUUUAUUAUAAAAAUAAUCUCUUUAUUAAAACCUAACCCAAACAUGUAAGCCAAUAAAGAAGUUAAUUCUUUUAGAACAACCCCUUUAAAAGGAAGAAAUGCCUAAGGUAUAAUUUGAUACCUUUGUCAACUGUUUAAUUUUUCCAUAACCAACUUACCCCAAAUCUGAGUUUGGAGUCGAGAGCCAACCCCAGCAGUUCUUUUUCUCUCCAGUGCUGAAUCAAAGUGCCCUACAUUGCUAGGUAUCACAGCCUCAGGUGGUUCACUUACUAUGCAGGAGGAUGUAGCAAGACUGAUGUUGACUUCACUUCCUUCUGAUGAGUUUUUUUGUUCUUUGUCUGGAUGUUCUAGAGAAGAAGGAGACAGACAUGUCAUCACCUCUUUGUGUCAGUCAAGAGCUGAGCUUUAAAAACUUUCCUUCUAGAAUAAGAGAUGAUGUGAAGCAGUGUUUCUCUUUCAGGAGAGGUAACACAGUUCUUUACUAGGAAAAUGGAUGGAGCAUUGGAGGCAAAGCAUGGGCACUAGUGCUAAGUCAUCCAUAGAAUGUUGGGUACAGCAUUCUAUUGAUAUGAAUCAUCCCAGACAUAUCCCAUUCUGUGCUUCCCCACGUGUAGGCCUUCAAGUUAAUUGCUGUCUAACCCAGUGGUUCUCAACAUGUGGAUCACAAACUCUUUGGCAGAGCCAGUGAACCUUUCACAAAGAUUGCCUAAGAUGAUUGGAAAACAGAUAUUUACAUUAUGACUGAUAACGGUAGCAACAUUACAGUUAUGAAGUAGCAACAAAACUAGUUUUAUGGUUGGAGUCACCACAACAUACGAAACUAUAUUAAAGGGUUGGAGGAUUAAGAAGGUUGAGCAUCACUGGUCUGGCCAAAAUCUUUCAUCAGAUAACAAACCCUAAUGAGGAUGCUCCUUUGCUGUCUUCCUGACCCUACUCCCUACUUCCUUUCUUUCCCUUUAGCUGUUCAGUAUGUCCACAAAAUUUAUCUUUCUAGCCUGUUUUCUUUCUCACAUCUUGCUUCCCUUGAUUUAAUCACAAGUGAGUUCCAAGGUAAAGCUGUUAUAUUCAUCUUAGUUUCUUUUGCAUAAAUGCCUUUACCAUUAACCCAAACUCAGCUUUCUUCUAUUUGCCUUGGUAUUUAUUAAUUAUAUAAGAAGAAGGCACACAUUUCCGAUUCUCAUUUGAUUGACUUAGUGAGCUAGAGUCUGAUUCCUAUACACAAUUGAUUGAUUGCUAGCACAGUGGGUGGAGCUGGUAGGGACCUGAAUGAUUUCUUUCAAAGCACUGUUCUUAUUUGUUUGUUUGGUUGGUUUGGUUUGGUUUUUUGUUGGUGGUGGGUUUUUCCUUUUAGAUAUUUUUCUUUUUAUUUAUUCCUCUCUCAUAUAUUACACCCUGACUGCAGUUUUCCCUUCUUCCUCUCCACCCACUCUCUCCCUCCCCCACCUCUUAUUUCCCCUGCCCUAUCAUUCCAACUUUGUCUCCCCUCAGAAAAGUACAGUUCUUCCAGAGACAUCAACCAAAUACAGCAUAACAUGCUACAAUAAGACCAGGCAUAUAUUCUCACACUAAAGCUAGAUGAGUCAACCCAGUAAUAUGAAAAGAGUUCCAAAAGCCAGCAAAAGAAUCAAAGACAGCCCCCAACUCCACUACUACGAAUCCCACAAACUACUGUCCUACACAACCAUAACAUAUAUACAGAGGACCUAGGUCAGACUCAUACAGGCUCCCUGAUCUCUGUGAGCCCACUUGAGUCCCAGUCAGUUACAAUGUUUUGUUUUGUUUUUGUUUUUAAAUGGCUUACAUUUCCUGUAUGAGAAAAAAUAUUCAGAAAACUAAGGAUUUUUCAAUUGACGUUUUAAGUUAGUUUUAUUCUAACCAUUUUAUCUCCUUGUUUUCUGGUGAUUCGCCUCUUUUCAAAAUGGAUUACUGAAAAAGGAGAGCAAAAUGCUAAGGAAGAACAAGUUAACUUUUGUUUAUUUGAAGUUUUACCCUAUAUUGUAGACCAUGGCAUAUUGCAAUGGUCAUCCAUUGAGUAUUAUAUAGAUUUUUUUUCUCUUUUUCCUCUGUAGAUCACAAUAACAGUAUAUGGUCCUUGUAUAGAAUGUAGAAAACAUAGAAAGCCACAAGUGAAGUUAGAAUCGCUCAACAUAACUUUAGUUAGUUAUUCUAUUUUGUGAUUCCCAUUUGGGUUGGCAUAAUAGAUUAUGACAUGUUAUAAUAUCUAUUCAGCCUAAAUCAGCUGAUUCUCAAACUAAACUGUUUUGCAUUUAUUUUCUUGUCCGUAAUGUUUCUAAUAUUUUGAUGGUACAAGCCGAUUCUUGUAUAUUGUCGGCCAAUUUCAGUGAUCUAUUUGUUCUUUAUCUCACUUGGCAUAGCAGAGUAGACGGAGAUAACUGAUGACUACCUCUUCUAAGCACUAUAACUUGACUACACGAAGUUACUCCAUCAAGAUGUAUUAGUCUAAGGACUCCCAUAACUGCCUUGUCUUACACUUAGAAUUAUUAUACAAACAACUUGAUUAGCGUGAAUCUUGUCUCAUCACAUCAAUUGGAUUGUCCUCAAUCCAAAUGGAAUCAGCUUGCAAAGAGUAGGAAGUGGCACACAGCCAAGCAGCUAGGUGCUCACAUCUAUCUGAUAAUCCAGCAAUGGGAUAUAACUUAAACAUGCAGUUGAAUCAAGCCAGUAUUAUUAAGCUGAAAGAGCACAGUGGUUGAACCAUUUACAUUCACUUCUUCAGGCAACCAUGGGUGGUCUAAUCAAUAAUAUGUCCCACCUGGUUGAUUGUUAGACCAUUAAAAUAAUGGAUUCUGGCAUGGGGUGUAGCUUAGAUGGUAGAGUGCUUACCUAGCACCAACAUGACCCUAGCAAGGUCCAACCCCCAGUAUGCCAGUCAGAUGUGGUGGUACAUAACUGUAAUCCUAACCCUAAGGAGGUAGAGGUAAGAAUCAGAGGUUCAAGGCCAUCAUCAUCUACUCAGUGAGUUUGAGACCAGCCUGUGUGAUACAUGAGAGCUUCAUAAAAAAAACUUAAAUGAAAUAAUAGAGUCUGCACAAUAAAAUGUGUUGUUUUUCUGUCUCAUGUCUUCUUGCCAGGUCAAGAUAGUUGAUAGAUAUAGCACAGGCAUAGACAUAAACGAGCUUUUAUAAAACAGUUAUGUCAGUUAGUUGUAUUUUGUUUGGUUUUCUGCUUGAGUGGUUUGUAGAAACCCUGACAUCUUUCUUAUUUUUCCUUUUGGAUUUGCUAUAAGCUAAACAAUAACGAAUUGCAUUCCAAAGAAAGACCCAGAGCAGAAGUAAUUACUAAUCUGUAUACUCACAUUGGCUUCCUAUAAAUUAGACUAGUUAGAAUUGUUCCUAAGUAUUUUCAAAAGUGUUUAACCCCAAUUAAAUUGCUUAUGUAACCAGACUUGGUAGGGCCUUUGGAGGUGUCAAGUCCAUCAUACUACAGAGGAAAUCAAUGGAGUUUAGGAAAGAGAAGCCGUCUCCCUGAAUUCACCAUUUAGUUAGCAGAAAAUCAGCCAUUUUUACCAAAGCAAAGAUAUUAUCUAGGACAACCAUUGAUAUUCAAGACUGCUUGAUAGACAUCCUAAGGACAGUAUUUCUAACUUUAUAUAUAGACAUGAGUUUGACAUGUGUUAGCCUGGGAUGGUGUAGCUGUUGACACCAUCACAAGUCAGCAAGAAAGAAAAGAUAGAGAAAUCCUGGAAAAUAAAUUGCCUUUUACCACACACAUGGAAUCCCAUGCAGGGCCAUACAAUUGGUAAGUUGAUUUGACAUAAAUGGACACAAAAUAAAUCUCCAGUUCUACUUCAUCCUAUUGGUUCACUCACAGGUUAUGGUACAUGGUUCAUGUCUGACCAAGUUAGAGUCUCAGAAAUUCCUGAGUAAUGGCUGGACAUCUGCACAUGUCAAGAACAGUUUCAAUGUGUCUAUUAUCCAAAGGGAGGCUACAGUUUUGAAUGAGGGAAGAUGGAGGAAAUCUAAGCCUUCAUGCUUUAAAGUAAGAUUAAAAACUGAAUAUGAUUACUAUUUGUAAACAACCCUUUUAUCCAUCAGAGCCAUGAAAGGGGCCGAGUUGCGGCUACAAUCGUGUGUUCCCAGUAAGGUCAUGUUGCCAAUAGAGAGGCUUUGCUCCUGUGCUCACUGACACCAGCAGCUGCAGAGGUGAUUGGGCCCAGAAUGGGAACUAGCCUCAGAUGAACUCUUCAUGACCACGUUUCCCAGGAUUAUAAAUCAAAGGAAAGGCAAUUGUUCUAAGUCAAAUUGGCAAUAAAAAGAAACAACUUAGAGCAUUGCCUGUUGGAACUUGUUUCUUUAUCAGUGACAGCAUUUUAAUUUAGUCUUUGGUGUGGUUUAGAAUCAAGAGCGGCUUGUUCUUUUAGGCAUCUCUUGAUCUAGGAGCCAUCUAGGCAUGGAGGAAGAAUGCUUUCUAAUAUGUAGGACCUCUUCGAUCAGAUUUGGAUUGGUUUAGUCACUUGUGUCGAGGACAAACAUUCCUGUGAAUCAUCUCCAUUUAUGCCUAUAAUUUGAAAGUCCAGCACUACUUUAAUGAUUUUUUUUCAGGGAUAGUACUCCAAAAGCCUGUUACAAGAUGGUUGUGAUCCUGUAGGGAAUUUCCCUACAUGGUGUAUAACUCUUUCUGUAUUUCAGUGUAUCUGGGAGAAGGGGCUAGAGUACUGAUCUUAGAAUUCUUCUACUUUAAAAACUUGAGGGUUUGUUUUAGUUGAUUCCUUGGCUUUCACUUAGCUUUCCUUACCCUGCCUUCCAAGUUUUGCUCUAGCCCAGACCUAUUGCUUCCUCUAACCUGGUCCUGUAUUUGAGUUUACUCCUUUGGUUGUGCUGUUCCUACAAGUCAUUCUCUGUCUCCUUGCCUCCACGCGUCCAAAUUCCACCCAUCCUUCAAAAAAAGUCUACUUAAAUAUCACUUCCUCUAGCAAGCUCUUUUUAUUUCUUCUAAACAUGUAUCCUUAUUUCUGAACUCUUAUAAUAAUUUUAUCCGUACAUCUUUAGUGGUUAUGACCUCUUAACUUCUUGUAUAAGUGUUUGGACAGUUGUCAUCUUGAAUUAUACUUUGAUUUAGAGAAACAAAUAAAAGUUACACACUUCUUGAGGGCUAAAACUAUGUUUGAUUCCCCUUUGUAUUUCAUACAAUGCCUGAUAUAUUUAAGAGGCACUCAGUAUGUAUUUGACUGUAUGAAAUAAAUGGAUCCUUCUAUGUGUCUCUAUAUAUGUCUAUUCUCUGUGAAGUUUUCCCUUUUGACUUAAUAUUUUCUUGUAUUUCCAUCCAUGUGACUGUAUUGCCUUCCUUUUACCAUCAUUAUAUAUGCAUAUAAAACUUCAUGCUUAUUAUUUAAAAGCAAA